Molecule: messenger RNA, 1648 nt
Organism: Bombina bombina (fire-bellied toad)
Lineage: Eukaryota; Metazoa; Chordata; Amphibia; Anura; Bombinatoridae
Gene: TTC8
Product: tetratricopeptide repeat domain 8
Exons: 14
Coding region: 85-1602 (505 amino acids)
Biological process (GO): non-motile cilium assembly
Cellular component (GO): non-motile cilium; BBSome; ciliary basal body
Molecular function (GO): protein binding
Source: RefSeq, a predicted model, not a curated record
UCAUGGUAACGCGGCCCUGUACUUUAGCGAUCCCAAUCUCUGCUGCUGUGCCCCUGGCAUUAUAGCCAGCAAUUUAUAAACAAUAUGGGGCUGGAAUCGGAACCGCUUCUCCAAGCUUGGAGUUAUUUCCGACGCAGAAAAUUCGAAUUAUGUUCGCAGGCGUGUACACGGAUUUUGGAACUGGAGCCCCGAGACCAGGCAGCCUGGAGUCUAAAAACCAGAGCUUUGACAGAGAUGGUCUAUGUAGAUGAGAUUGAACUUGACCAGGAGGGAAUAGCAGAAAUGAUGUUGGAUGACAAUUCAAUUGCCCAGGUGGCUCGCCCUGGUACUUCUUUGAAGCAACCUGUAAAUAGGAAAUAUGAUGGCCCUAGUCCAGCAAUCAGACCUGUAACACAAUCAGGAAGACCACUGACUGGGUUUGUGCGACCCAUCACACAGUCUGGUCGGCCAGGGACUAUGGAGCAGGCUAUCAGAACUCCAAGGACUGCACAUACAGCACGUCCUAUCACCAGUGCUUCUGGAAGACAUGUGCGACUUGGAACGGCUUCGAUGCUUACAAACCCUAAUGGAGCUUUUAUUAAUUUGUCCAGAUUAAACCUGGCAAAGUAUGCACAGCAACCCAAUUUGUCUAAGGCAUUGUUUGAGUACAUCCUCCACCAUGAAAAUGACGUGAAAAAUGCUUUAGAGUUAGCAGCAAUUGCCACAGAACAUGCUCAGUUCAAAGACUGGUGGUGGAAAGUACAGCUUGGGAAAUGCUAUUACAGGUUAGGUUUGCACCGAGAAGCUGAGAAACAAUUUAAAUCCGCUCUUACACAUCAGGAUAUGGUGGAUAUAUUCCUCUUUCUUGGAAAAGUAUAUAGAAGGAUGGAUCAACCAUUGACAGCUCUAACUCUUUAUAAACAAGGGUUAGACCGAUUCCCUAAAGAAGUAAACAUACUGUGUGCUGUGGCCCGAAUACAUGAGGAAAUGAAUAACAUGACCUCUGCCACAGAAUAUUACAAAGAGGUUCUCAAACAGGACAAUACUCAUGUUGAAGCCAUUGCGUGUAUUGGAAGCAACCACUUCUACACUGACCAACCAGAGAUAGCACUGCGAUUUUACAGACGGCUUCUGCAGAUGGGAGUCUAUAAUUGCCAACUUUUCAACAAUCUGGGACUUUGUUGCUUUUAUGCUCAGCAGUAUGAUAUGAUUUUGACUUCAUUUGAAAGAGCCCUUUCAUUGGCUGAAAAUGAGGAAGAAGCAGCAGACGUUUGGUAUAAUCUCGGACAUGUGGCAGUGGGUAUAGGUGACCUGAAUUUGGCAUAUCAGUGUUUCAAGCUAACUUUAGCCAAUAAUAAUGACCAUGCAGAAGCUUACAACAAUUUGGCAGUACUGGAGAUGCGCAAAAACCAUGUGGAACAGGCUAGAGCACUCCUACAGACUGCCUCUUCACUCGCACCUCACAUGUACGAACCACAUUUUAACUUUGCUUCUCUUUCUGACAAGGUCGGAGAUCUUCAGAGCAGUUAUGUAGCUGCUCAGAAGUCAGAAAAUGCUUUCCCUGACCAUGUUGAAACUAAGCAACUUAUUGAAAAGUUGAAGCAGCAUUUUGCAAUGAUUUGAUCCAAUGUUCUGUAAGAUAGAGAAUUCAUGUUAGAGUAUACCAGCC